AUGACGAGCCCUGCGAGCGCGGUGAAAGCGACUAAGAAUGGCGCCAGUUGCGUACCUGUAGUACCAGAGCCCGUACCAGCAGGAACUUGCACAACAGGGCAACCAGACGAGACAUACCGAGGCUCGAGCGGAUAUUGCAAGAUCCCUGGCGACAUCUGCGAGGGUGGAAUAGCGAAGGACGCACCAGUAGAGAAACAGUGCAUGGUGGCGCAGCAUGCAGACUUUAAGGAUUCACCAACCAUCCUUGUACGCGUAGCGGCCCGUACGAUCUGGCAAAGCGCAAACGAGGGGUAUACUGGACUCAGCGUUUUCCUGAGGAGCGGUUUCUCGGCUUUUACCAUCACAAGUACCCCGGCGACCGCGCGUACCUCGUCAACUGAGCACACGCUUCUACUACACCACGGACGCCGGACGGAACUGGUACCCGCAGGAGGCAUCCAACCCGCCGAACACGUUCCGCACGCCGGUUCUGCGCUUCAAUCCGACGUCGGACUACUUGAUCUGGCGUAUUCUCGAGACAACGGCCGUAGAUGGACGACGAUCGACGAGUGCGUGCAGCACUGUGCAUGGGCCCGAGAUGCGCGCCUUGCUGCGGAUCCCAACAAGAUCUGGUGCGAGAGCUUCCGAGACAAGAAGGGUAGCCAACGGAUGUUCGGUGGGGAGAACCCGCUUGAGCUGGUUGUUGGCAGCAACUACUACAUGAAGAUGUGCCGCAUGUUUGAGCAUGUCGCCAGCUUUGUCAAGUUCAGCGAAUACCUUGUCGUUGCUGCCAUGGGUCCCAAGUCGCGCUCGCUGCAGUUGCAAGUCUCGCUUGCCGGCGCAAACUUCGCCAAGGGUCGCUUUCCGCCCAGCCUGCACUCCGAGAUGCUUGUAAGUAGUCGUUCGUGA
Molecule: messenger RNA, 888 nt
Organism: Schizophyllum commune H4-8
Lineage: Eukaryota; Fungi; Basidiomycota; Agaricomycetes; Agaricales; Schizophyllaceae
Exons: 8
Coding region: 1-888 (295 amino acids)
Biological process (GO): Golgi to vacuole transport; Golgi to endosome transport; protein targeting to vacuole
Cellular component (GO): Golgi apparatus
Source: RefSeq, a predicted model, not a curated record